AAUUUCUGAGAAAGCUUUUGAAAUCGGAUUACUUUUGCAAGUACAAAAAUGAUGUUGUCGUCUCCACCGUCAAAGUACCAACCCUUCCAACAGUCUUAUGCUACUGGUAUGAACAAUAUGACCAACGGUAUGCAGCCUUCAUACGUCAACCAGAUGAACCCAAUGUCGCUUACAGCUGCUGGCAACCAGGUCGGAUUUAACCAAGCUUUACCGCAAGGAUAUGGCGGCGUAUCGUUUAAUGGUAUGGGCACAAGUGCGAUGAACGGCCACUCACCCCACAGCGUUCAAAUUGCUGCCGCGGCCGCUGCUGCUGUCGGAUCCCCGCCUAUGGGCACUGCGUAUGCCGGCAUGCCGACGGGCGUUGGAAUCACGCCGAAUAUGGCGCUCAUGUUAAACAGAAGGACCGAGAAGCAAUACAGAAGAAACUACACCCAUGCUAAGCCACCAUACAGUUAUAUUUCACUCAUUACAAUGGCCCUACAGUCAUCGCCCAACAAAAUGAUGACCUUAAGUGAAAUAUACAACUGGAUCAUGGACCUUUUUCCAUUCUACCGACAAAACCAACAAAGAUGGCAAAAUUCAAUCCGCCAUAGCUUGUCAUUCAACGAUUGCUUCGUUAAAGUACCGAGAUCGGCAGACAAACCUGGCAAAGGUUCAUAUUGGUCGCUACACCCAGACGCUGGAAACAUGUUCGAAAAUGGCUGCUAUUUGCGUCGCCAGAAAAGAUUCAAAAGCAAUAAGAAAUCAAAGGGCGCUGGACCAAGCUCAGAUGAACACUCACCGCUAGAACUUGUCCCCAACGAUGCUGUCAGCCCUCCACCAUCGAUGUCAAACCCAGGAUCCACCCACAACAGUCCACACAACAGUCAUGAAACUUACGCAGAUUCAGACACGGACAACAAGUCGCCCGACCUUGCUUCAUCGACGGCCAUAACCUCCCACGAUCAGUUAUACAACCAACAACACACAUCGCUUGGGCAUGGGAUGCUUCAACAAAUUCCAGCACCUACGCACGAUAAUUCCUCAGCUAACCACCCCAGCCAAACAAACAACCCAGCUUACCCCAGCCAAACAGAUCACAACGACAAGCUUCAACACCACCACACUCAACAGCAAUCUGCCGUUGAAGUUAGUUCGCCAUCCAACACCCCAACCUCAGAGAACAUGGCAUUGAACACGCAUUCCUUGCAUGAGUUGGUUCCAGCUGGGGAUAAAACCGACGAGAGAACCCACCAUAGCAUUCCACACCCCAUGAACCAGGAGCAUCAUUUAGUCGGCCAUGAACAAGACCCAUCACAUCACCUGUAUUCUCAUUACGCCCAAGCAACAGCAUAUGCCGCUGCAGUUCAACACAACUCGUUCGCUGCUGUAGCCGCCGCGCAUUCUUUUGCACCACACCCAUUUUCGAUCAGCAGUCUUAUGAAUGUUUCAGACCCUCAGCAACAGCAUUAUCAGCAGCACCCUCACCACCAGAGCUACACCCAAGCAAAAGACCUACGAGCUUACCAAGACGCAGUGCAAUAUUACAACAACGGAAUGAACUCUCUCACUGGCUUGAUGCCACCACCAUCAGUGAAUGACACUAUCCCUCAGUGUUCUAUCGCGCCCUCAGGCUCGCCGGUAAAUUCAGCUUCCUCGUCAUCAGUGUCCACUCCGUCUCCUUCGUCGUCUUCAUCAGCUUCCCAUUAUUCCAGUGCUUUACACUACCCGCUCCACCAACAGCAGCAACUUCACAUACCCAGUGACCACCUCAACCACCAGCCCGACCACACCGAAUCUGCAUACUACCCAGGAAAUCGCUCAUCGUGUAGAGAAGCAAGGUCAAAUACUGAAAACCCACGAGGACUCGCCUACCCAGGGGGGCCCCAUCGCUUACACCACGUUAGAAGCCACAUAUUUGGCUCCAAACGAUCCAGCAAAGCCACUGCCAUGAAUUAUAUGAUGCGAUGACGCAAAUAUUGAUCUGUGACAACAGAUAUUGUCAUGUUUCUUUCCACCGUUGUUGGACGAAGCCUUUAGCGUACAGCGGUGGCUGCAUACCUCUACACACAGUACUUUCAAAGUAAUUAUAAAUCAAAAAGGUAAAAUUCAAAUUAGGUUUCAGUUCUCAUGUACUAAAUAAAUCAUUACGAAAAAACUGCUUUUAAAACGUAAGGUUUUAAGUCCCUAUUUAAUAUUAUCCAUCGAAAAGCUAAAUCUUAACGUUAUCAGUUCAUAAGUUCAACUUCUCAUUCUUAUUCCAUGACUACUGCUUUCUUUUAUGUCUACCCUAUAAGAAGUAUCCCUCCACGGGCAUUGUAUGAGUUGGUCGAAGCGUCUUUGCAUUUUAUUUACAAAGUGUUUGGUAAUAUUGACAACAACGCCAAUACGGGUAGUUACUUCCCUGCUUUUUUUCAAUACGGUAGACUAUUUCCAGCUUUUUGCGUUGAUUUUUAUUCUUUUAUUGUUGAAUAUGUUUCAAGUGUCUUAAAUAAAUAAACGAAUCAA
This is a messenger RNA of Ciona intestinalis (vase tunicate), 2487 nucleotides long. Lineage: Eukaryota; Metazoa; Chordata; Ascidiacea; Phlebobranchia; Cionidae. The record is from RefSeq.